Rotaria sp. Silwood1 is the source of this 1814-nucleotide messenger RNA. NCBI's taxonomy places the organism in Eukaryota, Metazoa, Rotifera, Eurotatoria, Philodinida, Philodinidae. The record is from the annotation of a GenBank genome assembly.
AUGCGAGCAAGUGAUGAUCAAAAUGCUGUUGAUGAUCAUCAAUCUUUUUCUACAGCUGAGAUCGAUACUAUUAUUGGUCGUACUUAUACCACACGUGGUAUAAAACGUUCAUAUGAAGAAGACUCGAUUGCAAUUGAGCCUAAUCGAAAUAAAUAUAGAGAGAUAAAACUUUCUAAAGAUAAACGAGAUUUAUUACAUUUGAAAGAUACCUAUCAUAUAACAGAUAGUGCUUUCAAUGCUAUUUUUCAGUUUAUUAAAAGUAAAAAGAAAUUGUGUUCUUUAGCCGAAAUUGAACGACUUAGGAAAGAAACCAAUUCUAAGUUUCCUAUUUUGUUCACGAAAACCAGUGCAUAUGUUAGAUUUGAAUAUGCUAUACGUACUGCAAUUUUUGUUGCGCGUAAACAUGAGCCAAAGCUUGAACAGUUUGAUACACUUAAUGUCCGUUUCAACAUGGAUGGUACUUUGAUAGGAAAUAAACAUAUAGUUGCGAUAUCAAUUAAUUGUAUUGAAGGCGGUUAUCCAUGUCAAAGUUCAAAAAAUCUUGUUCCGUUAGAAUUUAUUGCUGAUAUUAAAUCAGUCAAACAGAUUUCUUUAGGUACAAAAAUUGUUGAUAUACGUAUACGACUUGGUGGUGAUUUGAUGAAUGCUGUGUAUGUGUUCGGACUUGCUGGAUUUAGUUCCAAUUAUCCGUGUAUCUUUUGUACACAGCAUAAAGAUGAUCUUCAUGUUACCGAAGAUACAGCCUAUGAUAAAACCGUUACAGAAGGAAAAGGAAGGAAUAAGAGAAUAGCUAUUGUUCAUGUUGGUCCAACAUCGUAUCGUGAUGUAACUAAACGAGCACGAUCUCUUGCUGAACAAGCUUCAUGUUUAGCAACUAAAGCUAAUGAUUUAGGAUAUAAAUGUGAACCAUUGUUUGGAGAUCUUUUCGAUUAUCAGGAUUACUGCGUUGAUACAUUACAUUUGAAAUUGCGUGUUUUUGAUGUUAUUUUGAAAGAUAUAUUGUCUCAUGCUUCUCGCACUGGUAAAUAUGGAGCUGAUCAUCUGAAUAUAAUUGAGCAAAAAAUCGAAAUUCUUAAUAAACAUUGCGAAAAAACUAUAGGAAAACGAUUUUUUUUCCAAGUUGAUUCAGAUAAUAAUAAUAAAACAAUUGCCUCUCAUGGCAAACUUUCUGGUCUUCUGCAAGAUCAUUUUUUCAUAGAUAGUUUUCCAUAUGAUGAUAUACUUGAUGAUGGUAUCGCUAAAUCAGCUCGUAUUGUUGUAAAUAAAUUUAAAGAAAUUCUUCAUGAGAUUAAGCAUACUUCGAUAAAAAGAAAAGGCGUUCUCAAACGUUUAUCACUUGAAUUUGUUAAGGAAUUUCGUCAAAGUGGUCUUCGUACGACUGUAACUCCAUAUAUUCAUAUAAUUGGUAAUCAUUUAUAUGAAUUUGAUGAGUUCAAUAAUCUAGGAGAUUAUAAUAUGCAGGGUGUUGAAAAAAACAAUAAUUUGUUGUCUCGUCUAUAUUUUUCAUCUACAAACCCUGCAAAAAAUCCACUUCUUACUAUGCUUCAGACAUCAUAUCGUAUGCUUGAAAUGAAUUUUCAAGAUGAAAAAGAAAGAAAUCUCAUGCGUGAAUUUGCUCGUACGGGUGUAUAUGACUUUGUCGAAGAAGAUACGACUGAAUUUGAAUCUGAAUCUGAUUCUGCAGAUUAUUCUCCCGCUCGUCACAAUAAAGUAGAUUAUUUGGAAAAUGAAGAUGCAUCUGACCAAGAGUUUAGUUCAGAUACGAGAGAAACUGAAGAAGAAUAUGAUGAAGAAACAGAACUUGAUAAAUCCAU